Spizellomyces punctatus DAOM BR117 is the source of this 1386-nucleotide messenger RNA. Its product is annotated as ubiquitin-protein ligase RMD5. The record is from RefSeq and is a predicted model, not a curated record. Gene Ontology annotation, molecular function: ubiquitin protein ligase activity. Gene Ontology annotation, cellular component: cytoplasm; nucleus; GID complex. Bases 144 to 1295 code for a protein of 383 amino acids. NCBI's taxonomy places the organism in Eukaryota, Fungi, Chytridiomycota, Chytridiomycetes, Spizellomycetales, Spizellomycetaceae. Gene Ontology annotation, biological process: proteasome-mediated ubiquitin-dependent protein catabolic process. The transcript has 2 exons.
GAAGGUUAACAACUUUAAGGUCGAGACGAGAUUGACAAACGUGCAGAUUGAGGUGUAAUUUACGCUUUUGGUUUGCAAGAAAAAGAAGAGCAGGACCACCAUUAGCAUCCCCUCCGACAGGCUGAGACGGCCAUCACCCAAGAAUGGAUACUCUGGAAAGCAUUGGCGCGGACUUUGAAAAAGUAUCCCAAAAGCAACAUGCGUCCAUUACCGAAGUCGACACUAUUCUCCAAACCCUCGUAAACGCCUUCACAGAAGCCGCUACAGCCAUCCAGUCUGACCCAACAUCCCUCAGUUCAACCAUGGCCCUUUUGAAACAGAAAGCAGCUGCUACCUCAAAGUCAUUGUCGUCACAGCAGGAAGACGUUCGGCGGUUGGCAAUGCGCCAUGAUAAGACCCUCCGAGGAUCCUUUAAAACGGAUUUGAACAACAUAUGGGAUCCGAGAGCGUUUGAUGGGAAGGAGGAGGUCAUGAACAGGACAAUUGCGAUGCAUUUCAUUCGGGAAGGGCGAUUCAAUCUCGCAGAGACUUUUAUACAGGAAGCCGAGAUGAAUGUUCCCGAGCACCUGAAAGAACAGUUUGCCGAAAUGUACCAGAUACUGGAAGCAAUGCGUGCAGGACAAUUGGACCCGGCCAUACGAUGGGCUGCUACACAUCGUGAAGAGCUACAAAGAAAGUCUUCAGGGCUGGAGUUCCAGCUCCUCAAGUUGCAAUUUAUGCAGUUCUUGACAAAUGGGCAGCCUGAGACCGCUUUGAAUUAUGCCAAAGCAAACUUUGGAAGGUUUGCUGUGUCGCAAAUGAAAGAAAUACAGCGCCUGAUGUGCUCGUUCCUCUACUCCAAUCGCCUCUCCGACUCUCCCUACGCCGACCUUCUCGAUCCUCAUGCCUGGAUCGACAUUCAACACCGCUUCACCCGAGACUUUUGUCAACUUCUCGGUCUUUCGUCUGACUCUCCCCUCUAUGUUUCCGUCAUGGUUGGCACGCUCGCUCUUCCCACCAUCAUAAAAAUGUCUUCGAUUAUGAAAGACAAAUCCGGACUUGAGUGGUCUCAAGCUGGCGAGCUACCCGUUGAGAUUCCUUUACUCAGUUCUCAGAGGUACCAUUCCGUAUUUGCCUGCCCUGUCAGUAAAGAGCAGAGCACCGAAGAGAAUCCACCAAUGAUGAUGGCUUGUGGACAUGUUAUUUGCAAGUGUUGCUUGGAUAGGUUGGGUAAGGGAAGUCAGAACACAAGGUUCAAGUGCCCUUAUUGUCCGACUGAAAGUACGGCUGGUCAAGCGAAUCGCAUUUAUGUAUAGGGAAGGCUUGCCGAUACCUUCAGACUUUUGCAUGUAGCAUAUUAAAAACCAAUAUUGUACAGCCGGCAUCGGCUCUCUCUUUGCAUGAUAA